Molecule: messenger RNA, 1089 nt
Organism: Closterium sp. Naga37s-1
Lineage: Eukaryota; Viridiplantae; Streptophyta; Zygnematophyceae; Desmidiales; Closteriaceae
Source: the annotation of a GenBank genome assembly
AUGGCGCCAUCGAAGAUCCUUCUCCUUGGUCUCGGCCUCGCGGCACUGUUCGCCGUGGCGGUUGCCGACGGCGAUUCCGACGUCGUCACUCUGAACAAUGACAACUUCGAUGACUAUGUCGGCAAGGAGGAGGCCGCGUUUGUCAAGUUCUACGCUCCUUGGUGUGGUCACUGCAAGAAGCUGGCCCCAGAGUAUGAGACCUUCGCCACCGCGUUCAAGAAGACCAAGUCUGUCGUCAUCGCCAAGGUGGACUGCGACGAGCACAAGGAUGUGUGCAGCAAGUACGGUGUGAGCGGCUUUCCCACGCUCAAGUGGUUCCCGGCUGGCGAGUCCAAGCCUGAAGACUAUAAAGGCGGACGAGAGGCAUCGGAUCUGGUCGAGUUUGUCAACGAGAAGAUCCGGACACACGUGAAGAUCGCUGCGCCUGUGUCGCAUGUGCUUGCACUGGACCCGUCCAACUUCGACAAGGUGGUUCUUGACACCUCCAAGCACGCUCUCGUCGAGUUCUACGCUCCUUGGUGCGGCCACUGCAAGUCUCUUGCUCCUACGUACGACAAGCUGGGCGCGGUGUUCAAGGCGGACAAGAACGUGGUCAUCGCCAAGGUGGAUGCUGACUCGCACCGCUCCCUGGGCGAGAAGUACGGUGUGUCGGGUUUCCCCACGAUCAAGUGGUUCCCGGCGGGCAACAAGGACGGCGAGGAUUACAACGAGGGCCGGGACCUGGCGGACUUCGUCAAGUUCAUCAACGAGAAGACCGGCACCAGCAGGACCGUCUCUGGCAGCCUCCUCGAGACGGCGGGCCGCAUUGCGGAGCUGGACGAGAUUGCCACUGCCUUCGCUGCUGCGAAGGAGGGUGAUUGGGCGGGUCUCAAGGCCAAGGCCGAGGCAGUGAAGGUGGCAGACGACAAGGCCAAGCAUGCUGCGAUCUACGUGAAGACCAUGAAGAACAUCAUUGAGAAGGGAGCUGACUAUGCAGAGAAGGAGGCGGCUCGCCUCACCCGCAUGCUCGCAGGGUCCCUCAAGCCAGAGAAGGCUGACGACUUCACCAUCCGCAAGAACAUUCUUUCUGCUUUUGUUCAGACCAAGUAG